Cebus imitator (Panamanian white-faced capuchin) is the source of this 2579-nucleotide messenger RNA. RefSeq names its product collagen and calcium binding EGF domains 1 (gene CCBE1). Gene Ontology annotation, molecular function: calcium ion binding. Lineage: Eukaryota; Metazoa; Chordata; Mammalia; Primates; Cebidae. The record is from RefSeq and is a predicted model, not a curated record. The coding region runs from base 623 to 1843 and encodes 406 amino acids. The transcript has 11 exons.
CCUCGCAGAGUCUAAGAGAAAAGACUAAGAUAGUUGGAAAGAGCAGGGUAGGUCCUCAAGGAGGAAAGGCAAACACUGGUCUGACCCUGGGCUUUAGAAAUCCACAGACAACAGGAAGGAAGCUUAUUAACCACUCUCCUCCCCCUCCCUCGUCCCCUCCCCGGUGGAGAAUCAGCUCCUCCUCCUCCCAGUCGGUCGUGCGACCCUGGUGCAAAAUGCAAAAAACCACCCGCAUUCCCCACCCUGCGCGGCUCUCCCGAAGGAGGGAGAGGGAAGAGGCGAGGGCGCUGCCCCAAGCGGAGUCCAGCAAGUCUGUCAAUCGGGCGUGAACGUCCCGACGAGACGACUUGGACUUCAACUCCCUCGCACCAGCCGGACACCGCAGGGACCCCCUUUACCUGCCUCUCUGCUGGUUUACAUCCGGCACCCCAACUCCUAGCCUAAUUUCCUCCCAGUCGCAUAAUAUCCCGGGCCCCUGCUCCCGGUGCAGGUGGUGCGAACGCCCCUGCUCUCCGGCGCCCCCUGCCGGGAAGAGGGAAGGCGGCGGCGGCGGCCGCGGACCAGCCGGACGCGGGUGCCGGGACGGAGCUCGGGCGCUGGGAAGAAGCCGGGAGCUUCCCAGAUGGUGCCGCCGCCUCCAAGCCGGGGAGGAGCUGCCAGGGGCCAGCUGGGCAGGAGCCUGGGUCCGCUGCUGCUGCUGCUGGCGCUGGGACACACGUGGACCUACAGAGAGGAGCCCGAGGACGGCGACAGAGAGAUCUGCUCAGAGAACAAAAUCGCGACGACUAAAUACCCGUGUCUGAAGCCGUCAGGCGAGCUCGCCACAUGCUACAGGAAAAAGUGCUGCAAAGGGUAUAAAUUUGUUCUUGGACAAUGCAUCCCAGAAGAUUACGACGUCUGUGCCGAGGCUCCCUGUGAACAGCAGUGCACAGACAACUUUGGCCGCGUGCUGUGUACCUGUUAUCCGGGAUACCGAUAUGACCGGGAGAGACACCGGAAGCGGGAGAAGCCGUACUGCCUGGAUAUUGAUGAGUGUGCCAACAGCAAUGGGACACUGUGUGCCCACAUCUGCAUCAAUACCUUGGGCAGCUACCGCUGCGAGUGCCGGGAAGGCUACAUUCAGGAAGAUGAUGGGAAGACGUGUACCAGGGAAGACAAAUACCCCAAUGACACUGGCCAUGAGAAGUCUGAGAACGCUGUGAAAGCUGGAACUUGCUGUGCCACAUGCAAGGAGUUCUACCAGAUGAAGCAGACCGUGCUACAGCUGAAGCAAAAGAUUGCCCUGCUCCCCAACAAUGCUGCUGACUUGGGCAAGUAUAUUACUGGUGACAAGGUGCUGGCCUCAAACGCCUACCUUCCAGGACCUCCUGGCCUGCCUGGGGGCCAGGGCCCUCCCGGCUCACCAGGACCAAAGGGAAGCCCAGGCUUCCCCGGUAUGCCAGGCCCUCCUGGGCAGCCCGGCCCUCGGGGCUCAAUGGGACCCAUGGGACCAUCUCCUGAUCUGUCCCACAUUAAACAAGGCCGAAGGGGCCCUGUGGGUCCACCAGGUGCACCAGGAAGAGAUGGUUCUAAGGGGGAGAGAGGAGCUCCUGGGCCCAGAGGGUCUCCGGGACCCCCUGGUUCUUUUGACUUCCUGCUUCUUAUGCUGGCUGACAUCCGCAAUGACAUCACCGAGCUGCAGGAAAAGGUGUUCCCGCACCGGACUCACUCUUCAGCAGAGGAGUUCCCAUUACCUCAGGAAUUUCCCAGCUACCCAGAAGCCAUGGACCUGGGCUCUGGAGAUGACCACCCAAGAAGAAUUGAGACAAGAGACUUGAGAGCCCCCAGAGACUUCUAUCCAUAGCGCACCCCAGCACCGUCAUGUCAAAGGAAGGGAAAGAUCAUUUCACCUGCAGUUAAACCCUCUAAAGAGAAAACUCACCACUGGAGACCUAGAAAACAUGUUUUUCUCUUCUCUUCUCCUACUCCUCUUCUUCCAAAUAUAACACUAUAUUCAGAGUCCCCUCCUAGGCCUGCAGACACGAGGGAGUGAACGACUGAUUUACGUGCUUCCCGCUAAGAGUGUGUUGGAGUGGUUUGCAUUGUAAUUUUUCUUUUACAACCUACUUUUUCAGGAACUGUGGAUUUCAGUACUCUGUGUUUUAAAUCAUAAAUUUUUCAAGUUAAAUUUGGCAGAAUAUCAAAAAGGGGGGAAAUGGCAAAGUGAGCUCUAAGAAAAUAUGAGGCUGCUUUUACGAUAUAUGUUCAGAAUAGACCGUAAGUCCUCUAGUAUCAGAAUUAGGGCUCUUCAAUUAAAAAGGGGUGGGAGGACAGAUUUGUAGUUGUACUUUGGUGUAGAAUUCUUUUUCUUGUCCUGCUAGUAGACUUUAAAUAUUUUAUCCCUUAUCUGACCUUGUUUCCCAAAUUAAAGAGAGGAGAGAAUUGAGUGGAGUUUAGAGAAGAUAGAAAAGAAUUACAGUGAUAUAUUUACUGUUACAUAAAUUGCUACCUUCUAAACUUCAAAUAUGGUGCUUAAGGUUUUAUGCCAUGCUUAUCUGUAAGUAUUCUAUUUAGGUAAGAAAAUUAAACCCUCUUUUCAA